Messenger RNA from Erigeron canadensis, 879 nucleotides. Its product is annotated as serine/threonine-protein phosphatase 7 long form homolog. The transcript has 2 exons. Gene Ontology annotation, biological process: meristem maintenance; meristem development. NCBI's taxonomy places the organism in Eukaryota, Viridiplantae, Streptophyta, Magnoliopsida, Asterales, Asteraceae. The record is from RefSeq and is a predicted model, not a curated record. The coding region runs from base 1 to 879 and encodes 292 amino acids.
AUGGCAAACAUAAAUGUAACAUGCAUCCCAAGAAAUCCUGAAUUAUUAUGGUUACAAGCACCACAAAACCAACACAUAUCGUACAAUUUAUUCACUCACGGGGUUGAGAACCCCUUAAAAUCAAGAAGAUGUGAUUCGGGUUUAACUAAUCAUAUCAAAUCUCUUCCAAAUGAACGUAUCAAUGAGAAUGUAUUCCAACACAUAAGAAAUGCCAGUUUUGAAGGUGUAUUCAAAGCAGGGAUUCACCAAAUUGAUCAUCAACUUAUUGUAGCACUGGUUGAGAGAUGGCGUCCAGAGACGCAUACCUUCCACUUUCCUAUCGGAGAAGCUACUGUCACAUUACAGGAUGUGCAGGUUCUAUGGGGUUUACCGAUAGAUGGACCAGUUGUGUCUGGCACGUGGGCUGUUAUGGAUUCUGAUCAAUGGAUUGUCAUGUGUCAAGAUUAUUUGGGAUUUAUACCAGAGGAGGUUGAAGAGUUGAAUCAAGGUAGAAUUAAGAUUUCUACUUUAGUUGAACAUUUGAAAGACAGAUUAGAUGAUGAUGAUGAUGCAUAUCAACAAAGAGCUAGAAUAUACAUUCUAGCUAUGAUUGCUGGUCAAUUGUUUGUUGAUUCAAGCCAGUAUGAUGUGUCUUUAAACUAUUUGGAGAGUAUAGACGACCUUAGUAUAGAAGGUCGAUUGAGUUGGGGCAGUGCUGUACUUGCUUGUUUGUAUCGAAAUUUGUGUAAAGCAACUCUACCUGGAACAAAGGGUAUUCAAGGUCCUUUGUUGUUGUUGCAGUUAUGGGCAUGGGAAAGAAUGCCACACAUCGCCCCACGCAUUGUCCAUGGACGCUUGCCACCAUAUCAAAACCAGCACUGUUACGCAGCAAGAUGGUAA